This is a messenger RNA of Drosophila virilis, 6514 nucleotides long. Lineage: Eukaryota; Metazoa; Arthropoda; Insecta; Diptera; Drosophilidae. The record is from RefSeq and is a predicted model, not a curated record.
AGCAUUGCGGACUGCGCCUAGAGUCCAGACGAUCGAUAGGUAAAACAAAUAUCUGCAGCAGCUAGCCGAAAAUCUCUGAGGUAAAACAAAUAUCUGCAGCAGCUAGCCGAAAAUCUCUGAGGCAACAGUUGAUAACCAGGCAGCCGACGAGUCCAAGCUACAUCAAAGCCAUUAAUUCAAAUUGGGGAUUAUGUGCGCAACAGCAACAGCAGCAGCAGCAACAGCAACAACUUGUGAAAGCACCGCACGCCGAUGUAUGACAAAUCAAAGAAAACCUGGAGUCAACGGCUCAAAAUUAGCAGCGAUAGCAAAAACGCUUCUCUAGCCACGGUCGGCGGCAUGCAGACCCUGCAGCUGUUGCACAUGCAGCAGCAGCAGCAGCAGCAACAACAUCACCAGCAGCAGCAGCAGCUCCAAUAUCAUCCCCAGCUCCAAUCGCAUCCGCCUCGACAUCUGCAACAUCUGGGCUAUCCGCCGCCUGCCGCACCGCCGCCCGGCUAUGAGUUUGUGCCCAGCGCUCUGUCGCGCUCCAUGAAGUAUGCCGAGCCCUGGAUCUAUGGCACGGUGCGCGGUAUACCCGCACGCUCCGCCGCCGCCUACCCUGGCUAUGGGCAUCCGCAUGCGGCGGCCAUUUUCGCCAGCGAUGGGGAGCCAGGGGGCGGCGGCGGGGCGCUGGCAAUUGUGAUCUGUUCGUGCCCGGAGUAUCUGAAUGGGACGAAACGUGACGUGAAAAAAGCGAGCGUGUGUAAGAAGUGCAAAGGUUCUCGCCUGCCUCUGGCCACCAUCAGCGGGGGAGGCACGGUGCGGCUGCCACAACUGGCAGCUGCUGCCGCUGCCGCCGGCCGGCGACCCAUGGCGGCAACAAUGCGCGUGGUGAGCGCCACGAAGCGCUCACGUCCCACAAUUCUGGAUCCGCAAAAGGAUCCCUAUGACCUGAUGCGACGCACACGUCUGCUGUCGCCGGAGCCCAGCGUCGAGCCAGCGCCCGCCAGCUCAAAGGACGCCAAGUCACGUAGCCGCGACGCAGCUGCCUCAGCGACUGCGAAUGCAACUGCCACGCCCAAGGCCGCCGCAGUCGGAGGCAUGCAGCGCGGACGCACCAGAACGCGUGCGCCGCUGCCGCCGCCGACGCCAGAUCCCGCCGACUGCUGGCUAAUGGAGGACAAUGAGUCGCUGCUGCAAUGCAGCGGACUGGUGGGCAGCACGCGUCGCUCCAUCUUGCGCUGCAAUGUCAAUCCCUACGAACUGAUCUCAGUCGAAAGCCAAGCCAAGACCAAAAACUUGCCCAACAACGAUGAUUUUGAUGUGGCCGAUGCCCAGCUAAACGAGGAUGAGCAGCAGUUGCAGCGGGAACAGCAGCGGGAACGCGAUCAGCGCAAGUUCUACAGCAACAAUGUGGCUGCGAUUGCGGGUCAGCGCAUUAGCCUGGGCGAAAAGCCAAACGAUUCGCCUGCCGAGCGUCUACUGAUUGCCGCGGAGUCACCGUCGCCGCCGGCAACAGGAACAGCCGCAGCAGUUAAUAAUCCAAGGCGUCCACCGCGCAACAAGAAGUCGGAAGAGUUGCCAAACCUAACGCUGGAUGCAGCAGCUUCAACUGCAGCAGCUUCCAGCACAGCAACAACUGCUGUGGCUACGCCUGAUGAGCUGCCGUCCAGCCACGUGCUCACUGUCACGCCUACUAUUACGCCCGGCAUCAAGUCCAUACUGAAACGUCCGUCUACGCUGGAGCUGACUGUGCCUGUGCCUGCGCCUUCGCUUGGGCUGACAUCAGACAAUGCUGCCACAACGCCUGCAACGGCGCCGCUGCUGACGCCCUCGGGCAAGUCACAGUUCUAUAUACCAACGCCCACGGGCACGCCCACGCCCACAUCGGCGUCGAGCACGCGCAAAAAAGUGCAAUUUAUGGUCGAGGAUAAAAUCAUAGCCACGACCACGGAUGCAGCAGCAGCAACGGCGACAACGACAACUGAUGACAGCGAAAAUUCUGUUGCUGUUGCUGCGGCGGAGGCAGCAGCUGCUGCUGCUGCAGAUGAUGAUGAUGAGACAACAGCAACAACAGCAGCAAACUAUGAGUACUACAAUCGCAAGCGAAACGCAGCCACACAGCAGGCGAUAGCAACACAGCAGCAGCAGCAACAACAGCAGCAGCAACAACAGCAGCAGCAACAACAGCAACAGCAGCAACAACAAUCAGCACAGCAGCCACAUCAAACACAACAGCAACAACAACUGACAUUGUCAGCGCUUGAAUCUGACGUUGAUGAUGAGCAUAACUUUACAGCUUCCGCUGAGCCAACAACUGCAGCGCUGGCCACGCACAUUACGCCGGAUAGUUUGCAUUAUGAAGAUGUGCUGCCGCCUGUGCAUCAAAUAUUUGGCAAUAGUUGUAGCAACAGCAACAGCAGCAGCAGCGAGUCGACUGAUGCUAGCCAAGUAGCUGAAAUUUUGCCAAACUCAACAAAUGCUCCUGCUGGCGCCAAAUUAUUAUUGUCGGCGUCGAGUCCGAGGCAUGCUGGGUCAACAGCAGCAGCAACAGCCGCAGCAGCAACAACAUCCCCAACAGCAACAGCAACAACAACUCUUCCAAGAGCGGCAACAUCACCGCAUGUCACUGCAAAUGUUGUCAGCGCUUUAGCAGCGGGCGCCACAACAACGACAAGUGCGAGAACGAGAACCCAAAAGACGACAGAAGCAAAUCGCGAUUAUGACGAUGAUGACGAGCACAACGACAACAACAAUAACAACGACAAGGAGCAGCAGCAGAAGCAGGCGCAGGAGCAGAAGUCAGAGCAGAAGCAGGCUGAAGCUGAGGACCACGAGCUGGUUGGCAGGCCGCGGGCAAGUCAGAAGCGUGCAACACAAACGACACAAUCGCGAAAUCCCAUCAGACGCGCUCACAGCGAAAGGCAUUUGUCUGCCGCACCCAGCACCGACGACUCCAGCGAGUCGAGGCCACAGCCUGGCCAGGCUCGGAGUCUGGCUGCGGCCAGUGGGCCGCAGAAUGUCAUUUUAAAUUUUAAGGACACAAUGGCGCUGCGCAUGAAAAGCAACCGCAACGACUCGAGAGAUUUAUUUCAAAGGCGGCCCACAGAGCCACCACCGCCGCCGCCAACCGCAAACGGAUUAGAGAAGCAACCAACACCGCCGCCGCAAAUCAAUAAGUCAACUGCUCCACGUCAGCAAAGGACCGUGGUGCGUGUGGCGCCCUUCAACCAGAGCAGCGAGGUGCAUCGCCUGAAAAUCUCGCACAGCGAACCGGAUGGAGCGCAUCCCCUGGAGUACAAUGCCACGGCCGCGGCCACACGGCUGCUGCUGCUCUCGCCCACAGACGUUGGGCCGGAUGUGGCGCCCAAGAAGACGUCGAUACUGAUUAACGGCGACGAUUGCUACUCGACAAUGAACCUGAGCACAGAUGCCGCCCAGCCGCUGUACCAGUCCUCCGUGGUGGUCAAUAGCCAGUCGGCGACAGGCGUCUGCAUCAGCGUGAGCAGCGCCGAGGAGCUCAUCGAGCAGCACAAUCUACUGAAUACGCUACGCACUCAACAGCAACAGCAUCUGGCUGCGAUUAUUCCCAUUCGUAGCAGCAUUGGUGGCGAGGUGAAUUUGCAGCGUUCCGCCUCCUGCAUAUCGUCCACCUCGAGCAGCUCGACGUCGAGCAGCAGCAGCUCUAGCGGACGCGGCCGCACGCUCAUCCGGCUCGACUAUGACAAAGAUCUGCCCACCAGGCAGUUAGCGGCUACCACAACCACGCCCAUUAAUACACCACCGCCCACAAUCUGCUCAACGCCAGCCACGCCGCCGCCGGCGCCGUCGCCGACCUCACCCGAUGCGGAGCUGGUGCCGCACGAGACGGAGCUGCUAAAAAUUCUGCGCAAUCCCGUCGAGGCUGUCAAGCGCAAUCUGGUGCCCCAUGUCUGCGGCUUGAGGGUGCAAUCCGGCCUAGAAACGACGCGCAACAAGAAAAUACAGGAGACAGCAGGAACAGCUGCCACGCCCACGAAGGAGGCGAGCAGCUUCAUAGCCAAGCUGUUGCAGGAUCCGAUGCUGGGCCAGGUGGCCGACGGCCUGGAGACGGACACCGUCGCGGAGCUCAUCGAGAACUCGCUGCAACGUCUGCAACGAACACGGCAAACGAUCGACAUGAGCGGCACCAAAGAUAACGACGACAUGAACCGGCUGAUCAGCGUCUCGCUGCAGCGUGUGCGCCUGGAGCGACAGCCCGGGGGGACGAACGGCACCAAAGAGGAGGACGACCGGUUGUCGAAUCGCGGCAGCAUCAGCUCCGCCAACAGCUUCGCCUCCGCCCACAAUUACGAGCUGUUCGACUUUGAGGCGGCCGCCAAUGAGUCCGACUGCUAUCAGAGCUGCUCCAGUGAGCUGGCAGUUGCCGGAGCACUCGAGGAGGAGCAGGAUCAAACGGAGACGGAGCCGGAGCUGGUGUCCUCACCGGAGGUGGAUGCGUCUACGCGCGCCAAGUUCUAUCAGCUGCUGGUGGAUGCAACGCUGGCCGAGAUCGAGCACAGCACGACACACACGGAAGCCGAGCACCAUUACGAAUCCAUACGCCAUCAGGUGGAUCCCAUUUACGAGGAGAUCAACGAAGUGCCGCCGCCGUUGCCGCUGACGGCGCCGCCGCUGAACGACGCCGAGCUGGACAAGAAGGCGGCGCGCUCGAUAUUCGAGGGCGCAUCCAAAUACGAUAUACUCUCCUAUUUGGUGGACGCCAAGGAGCGGGGGCUGGUGCGCGAGGAGAGCUUCGACUACAGCAACAAUCCGAAGAUCAUCGAAGAGGAGGCCGCCGACACGCUCAGCGAGCUGGAGAAGCGCGUCAGCCACAGCGACGAUAGUCACAGCAAUAUGAGCUCCCUGUCGCCGCCGCCGCAUAACUUCAUCUGCGGCAAGAGCGGCAGCGAUGUGGAGCGACAGGACUCGGGCGUCGGAUCCGAGACAAGCAAAUCCUCGCGCAGCAAGUACCAGCUGCCGGCGGUGAGUCCGUUGCACUUGUGCGAGGAUUGCGACGGCGCCGUCGAGACGCAGCUGAGCGAGGCGGGGGUCCUGUAUGCGCCGCUCGUGUGCCGCAAGUGCGGCAAGAAGCGCGUCGAGCGCAAGGAGAUCAUCACCGAGAUUGUUGAGACGGAGGAGAAAUAUGGCCGCGACUUGCAAAUCAUACUGGAGGAGUUCUGCCAGCCGAUGCUGGUGGCCGGCCUGCUCAACCAGGAGCAGCUCUCCGCAAUCUUCCUCAACACGGAAGACUUGCUCGAGAACAAUCAGACACUGGCCGAGCGUAUGCGCGAUGCCCUUGACAUUGCUUUGGAGCAGGGUGACGACGAUCUGCUCACGGUUAAUAUUGGACGCAUCUUUCUUGACUUUACCCAAAUGCUGCACGCCUUUGAGAGCUACUGUGUGCGGCAGGCGGGCGCCAGCCUCUUGCUGGCGAAUCUCGAAAAGGAAAAGGAGCUGCUGCGCAUCUUUCUCAAGGUAUCCCAAAUGGAAAACGCCGUGCUGCGUCGCAUGAAUCUCAACUCGUUUCUCAUGGUGCCCGUGCAGCGUGUCACGAAGUAUCCAUUGCUGUUGGCGCGUUUGUAUAAGGUGACGCCCGCCCAUUUGGACGGACGGGAGCUGCUGAAACAGGCGCAGGAGAAAAUUGAAUUGCAUUUGAAUCACAUCAACCAGGAGGCCAAGGAUGUCCCCACCAAACUGUGGCGCCGCAUCAGCUCCUCGAGCCCCAAUCGGCGCGCCUCAUGCGAAAUUGAUAUGAUAAACAUCAAGCUGCGCAAAAUGGCCAUCGACAUACUCGAGUGGAAUCACGAUGAGGUCCGUUUCGCCAUGGAGGGCAAGCUGCUCUAUACACAGCCCGCCGACAGCAACUGGAAGAAGGCGCGCACCAUCAAGCUGAACCCAGUCAAUGCGCUGCUCGUGACCAAUGGCAAGCCAAGUGCCAAUUAUAGGGCAGAGAAGGCCACGUCGGAUAAACUGAAUUUCCCGAAGCACACCGGCAUUCGGGAGGCCUCGCUGCUGCUGGUGAAGGAGAAGUGCGGACGGUAUACGCUGACACGGGAGCCCUUGUAUCUGGACAGAUGUGUUGUGUGCAGCGAAGCGGAUUGGGAUGAUUAUUUCGAAGUGCAGGAAAUUUCAUCGAAGGACACAUUCAUAUUCAAAGCCGAGGACGGGCUGCGCACCAAACAGUGGUACACGCAGCUGCAGUAUCAUGCCCAGGGCAUGGGGGCGUGGCGCAAGAGGCGGAACGCCCUGGCCAACAUAAUGAUCAAUGGGAUGCUGACGCGCACUUAGCCAGGAAUUCGAGGAACAGCAAGAGGAAGAACAACAACAAUAUUCGCAAUAUCAAAAUUGAUGCAGCAAAAGUGCAUUUAACAAAUUGGCGGCUUAAUUUGUAUUGAUGCGUUAUUAACCAGCAAAUUAAAUAAUUAUAAUUUAAGUGAUAUAUACACAAUUUACAAUAAAUACACCUACACAUACCAAUCAUUUAGAUACACACACAUUAUAUAUAUAUAUA